AUGGACAGUUUAGAAUCCCUCCGUGGCCUGAUCCAGUCCCACCCGCUGAUCGAUAAUCAUGCUCAUAAUCUGCUGAAUAAAGAGUCGGCGACCGACUACGAAACAUAUCCCCUCGAGGCAAUCACAUCCGAAGCUCAUGGUCGGGCCUUGGCGAAUGCACGCACCACUCUGCCCUUGAUCCGAGCUACCAACCAGCUUUCUGAGCUAUAUGGCACUGUUUGCAAUAACUGGGAUGAUGUCCUGUCAGCUCACAAGAAGUGGGUCUGUGAAGACUACGAAGGCCUUAUUCGACGAUCACUGAAAGGCACCCACGCAUUACUUCUUGAUGAUCUCCUCUGCGACGAUGAAGACAUCGAAUCUUUCAACUGGCACGAUAGUUUUACCGUCUCGCCGACCAAGCGGAUCGUGCGAAUUGAGACGGUAGCGGAGUCAGAAAUGCUUCAAAUAGCCAAAAGCGAGCGCAAGGCUGGCGAAUCUGUCUGGAAUAACUUCCGUCAGCGCUUCCAGGACGCUCUGUCCAAUGCAAUGGAGGAUCCCAAUGUCGUUGGUUUCAAGUCUGUUGUUUGCUACCGCACUGGUCUGGAUGUGGAUCCCUAUUCUUCCGACGAUACCACCUUGGCCGGUUCGUUGGUGCGCACCCUCGAUUCCGGGACCACUAGAUCUGGUUUCCGAGUUGAAGACAAGCCUCUGUGUGAUUGGUUAGUUCAGCAAACUCUCAAAGCCAUUACCUUCAAGAAGAAGGCUGGAAUUGUCAAGCCACUUCAAUUCCACACCGGCUUGGGAGACAACGAUAUCGACCUUGUGCGAGCAAACCCUGCCUAUCUGCAACCUUUGAUUGCUCAAUAUUCGGAUGCCGAUAUCGUUUUACUCCAUUCUGCGUAUCCGUACACGCGACAGGCGGGUUAUCUCGCCAGUGUUUAUUCCAACGUCUACCUUGACCUGGGUGAAGUCUUCCCCAUGGUUAGCCGAGACGGCCAAGAGAAGAUCCUCAGAGAAAGCCUGGAGUUGACGCCCACCAAUCGUCUUCUUUGGAGCACUGACGGUCACUUCCAUCCAGAGACUUUCUGGCUUGCUAACCUGCAAUUCCGUCAAGCUCUUGAGACAAUUUUCGUAGACUAUGUUCAACGCGGCGACUUCACCACUACCCAGGCUUCAAAAAUGGUUGCCGAUAUACUGUUCCACAACUCCAAUCGUCUCUAUAGCCUCAACUUGACACUAGGUCAGACAAGCGACGUUUAA
Molecule: messenger RNA, 1239 nt
Organism: Penicillium brevicompactum
Lineage: Eukaryota; Fungi; Ascomycota; Eurotiomycetes; Eurotiales; Aspergillaceae
Gene: fluG
Exons: 2
Coding region: 1-1239 (412 amino acids)
Molecular function (GO): hydrolase activity
Source: RefSeq, a predicted model, not a curated record